Molecule: messenger RNA, 504 nt
Organism: Gopherus flavomarginatus (Mexican gopher tortoise)
Lineage: Eukaryota; Metazoa; Chordata; Testudines; Testudinidae
Product: phospholipase A and acyltransferase 3-like
Exons: 3
Coding region: 1-504 (167 amino acids)
Biological process (GO): N-acylphosphatidylethanolamine metabolic process
Cellular component (GO): cytoplasm
Molecular function (GO): glycerophospholipid phospholipase A1 activity; A2-type glycerophospholipase activity
Source: RefSeq, a predicted model, not a curated record
AUGGCAACGGAUCCCCAUUAUCUCCUCUCCCAGGUGGAACUCAAACCCGGUGACCUGAUUGAGAUCUUCCGCUCAUGCUACCAGCACUGGGCCAUCUACGUCGGCGAUGGCAAAGUCGUCCACCUGGCUCCUCCUUGUGAGCACCCCAUGGAUGGCGUUGCCAGCGUCCUGGCAGCCCUGUCCGACAGAGCCUUUGUGAAGAAGGACUGGCUGGAGGACGUGGUGCGCAAGGACCGCUACCGGGUGAACAACAAGCACGACGAGACGCACCCCCCGCUGCCGGUCUCCAAGAUUGUCCGCUGGGCCGAGGAGCUGGUGGGGCGCGAGAUGCCCUACAACCUGACCAGCCACAACUGUGAGCAUUUCGUCAUGGAGCUGCGCUACGGUGUGGCCAUGAGUGAUCAGGUCACGGAAGCUAUAGCCAUGGGCACUGUGGGGGUGAUGGGCGUGGCGGCAGCUGUGAUCAGAUCCAUGGCUCAGCGACGCAAGCAUCGGAAGGAAUAG